Molecule: messenger RNA, 2223 nt
Organism: Seriola dumerili (greater amberjack)
Lineage: Eukaryota; Metazoa; Chordata; Actinopteri; Carangiformes; Carangidae
Product: DNA (cytosine-5)-methyltransferase 3A-like
Exons: 18
Coding region: 1-2082 (693 amino acids)
Biological process (GO): negative regulation of DNA-templated transcription
Cellular component (GO): cytoplasm; nucleus
Molecular function (GO): methyltransferase activity
Source: RefSeq, a predicted model, not a curated record
AUGCUGGCGGAGCGGCGGGCGUACAGAGAGGCAGAGAUAAACAUGAUGGACGACCUAUCAGAGGCUGACUUCCAAAAAGAGGAGGAGCCCGCCAGCCCGGCCCCUCCGCCUUCACAGCAGCACACAGACCCCGCCUCCCCGACAGUCGCCGUGACGCCAGAACCCGUUGCCAGGGGUGACCAGGCCACGCCGAGUGAGAUAGAGUACCAGGAUGGCCGGGGCUUUGGCAUCGGCACACUGGUGUUCGGGAAGCUGCGCGGUUUCUCUUGGUGGCCCGGUAAGAUCGUUUCCUGGUGGAUGAGCGGCCGGAGUCGAGCUGCUGACGGCACUCGCUGGGUCAUGUGGUUCGGUGACGGCAAGUUCUCUGUGGUUUGUGUGGAGAAGCUGAUGCCUCUGAGCUCUUUCUCAUCUGCCUUCCACCAGCCCACCUACAACAAACAGUCCAUGUACAGGAAAGCCAUCUUCGAGGCUCUGCAGGUGGCCAAUGAGCGGGCGGGAAGGCCAGUCCCUUCCUGUGAUGUGAGCGAUGAUGCAGAGGGUGUGGACAUUCAAACCAGACAGAUGAUAGAGUGGGCCAUGACCGGCUUCCUACCCAAUGGUCCACAAUCAUUGGACCCUCCAGAAGAGGAGCAAAAUCCAUACAAAGGGGUGUACCCAGAUAUGUGGGCGGAGCCUGAGGCAGCAUACACGCCUCCACCUGCAAAGAAACCACGCAAGAACCAUGCAGCGGAGAAAGCAAAGAUCAGAGAGGUGAUCGACGAGGGGACCAGAGAGAGACUUAUAUAUGAGAUCAAGAAGAAGACCAGGAAUAUAGAAGAUAUCUGUAUCUCCUGCGGAAGCCUCAACGUCUCUCUGGAGCAUCCUCUCUUCGUAGGAGCCAUGUGCCAGGGUUGCAAAAACUCCUUCCUGGAGUGCGCCUACCAGUACGAUGACGACGGCUACCAGUCCUACUGCACCAUCUGCUGUGGAGGCAGGGAAGUGCUCAUGUGUGGCAAUAACAACUGCUGUAGGUGUUUCUGUGUGGAGUGUGUGGAUCUGUUGGUAGGAGCCGGCUCGGCGGCAGCAGCCAUCAAAGAAGACCCCUGGAACUGCUACAUGUGUGGCCCCCGGAACACCUACGGUUUGCUGCGGCGACGGGACGACUGGCCCUGCAGACUACAACACUUCUUUGCCAACAACCACGAACAAGAAUUCGAGCCAGCCAAGUUGUAUCCUCCAGUUGCAGCAGAGAAGAGACAACCAAUCAGAGUCCUCUCUCUGUUCGACGGCAUUGCCACAGGUCUUCUGGUGCUGAAGGAUUUGGGUCUCCAGGUCGACAAGUACGUGGCUUCUGAGGUGUGCGAAGACUCCAUCACUGUUGGCAUGGUUCGGCACCAUGGACGCAUCAUGUACGUGGGAGAUGUCCGCAACGUAACCCGCAAACAUAUUGAAGAGUGGGGACCAUUUGACCUGGUGAUAGGAGGAAGCCCCUGCAACGACCUGUCCAUAGUCAACCCUGCACGGAAAGGCCUUUACGAGGGAACCGGCCGGUUGUUUUUCGAGUUCUACCGUCUGCUGCACGAGGCUCGACCAAAACCAGGCGACGAGCGGCCGUUUUUCUGGCUGUUUGAGAACGUGGUUGCGAUGGGAGUCAGCGACAAACGGGACAUCUCUCGCUUUUUAGAGAGUAAUCCAGUGAUGAUCGAUGCCAAGGAAGUCUCUGCUGCCCACCGCGCUCGCUAUUUCUGGGGAAACCUGCCAGGCAUGUCCAGACCUCUGACACCGAUGGCCAAUGACAAGCUUGACCUACAAGAAUGCCUCGAGCACGGGCGCACAGCCAAGUUUGAGAAGUUGCGUACGAUAACGACACGCUCCAACUCUGUGAAGCAGGGGAAAGACGAGCAUUUCCCCGUCUACAUGGACAACAAGGAGGACAUCCUCUGGUGUACCGAGAUGGAAAGGGUGUUCGGUUUCCCCGUCCACUACACUGACGUGUCCAACAUGAGUCGUCUGGCCAGGCAAAGGCUUCUGGGACGUUCCUGGAGCGUCCCUGUCAUCAGGCACCUCUUCGCCCCGCUCAAGGAGUACUUCGCCUGCAACUAGUCACACACCAACUCUCUCUCUCUCUGUCACACACACACACACACACACACACACACACACAUUUACACACAUAAACAGUAUGUAAUGACAGACACACACACAGGUAACUACACGCAGUAUACAGCUAGUACAUGAAGGUUG